Molecule: messenger RNA, 4047 nt
Organism: Aspergillus affinis
Lineage: Eukaryota; Fungi; Ascomycota; Eurotiomycetes; Eurotiales; Aspergillaceae
Product: DNA-directed RNA polymerase II subunit RPB2
Exons: 3
Coding region: 1-4047 (1348 amino acids)
Biological process (GO): DNA-templated transcription
Cellular component (GO): RNA polymerase II, core complex
Molecular function (GO): DNA-directed RNA polymerase activity; ribonucleoside binding; DNA binding
Source: RefSeq, a predicted model, not a curated record
AUGGCCGACUACGAAGAUGCAUACGACGAAGAGUACUACGAUGAUAUGGAGGAGGGGAUCACGUCGGAGGAUUGCUGGACGGUUAUCUCAUCUUUCUUCGACACCAAGGGUCUAGUGUCGCAGCAGCUGGACUCCUACGAUGAAUUCGUCUCGUCGACAAUGCAGGAACUGGUGGAGGAACAGGGCCAAGUGACGCUCGAUCAAACGCUUCCGCCAGACGAAGAUGAAGUCGACCCCAUUGUCAUCCGGCGAUACGAGCUCAAAUUCGGAGGCAUCAUGUUAGCUCGGCCCUCUGUGAUUGAAGGAGAUGGCGUUAGCAAUCUUCUCCUGCCAUCCGAAGCCCGUCUACGAAACCUUACCUACGCCUGUCCUCUUUUCCUCGAUAUUUCCAAGCGUAUCAUGGAAGGGCGUGAGCGUUUAGUCGCCGACCGGGACGAUGGCGAUAUGGGCGAUUCCACCGAUGAUAAAAAGAAUAAAGGAACUUAUCUUGAUUGGGAGGAUAAGCCGCUUCCUGCGGGUCAAGAGGGGACAGAAGGCAUCUUCAUUGGCAAGCUCCCUAUCAUGCUCAAGUCCAAAUACUGUGUCCUGAAGGACUUGGGCGAGCAGGCGCUCUACGACUGGAACGAGUGUCCGUACGACUCGGGUGGUUAUUUCGUUAUCAACGGUAGUGAAAAGGUUCUGAUCGCCCAAGAGCGAAGUGCUGGAAAUACCGUGCAGGUCUUCAAGAAAGCCCCACCAAGCCCGACGCCUUACGUCGCCGAGAUCCGAAGUGCCGUCGAGAAGGGUUCGCGGCUUCUCUCGCAACUGGCUAUCAAGCUUUUUGCCAAGGGCGACAGUGCGAAGGGAGGAUUUGGACCUACGAUCCGGUCCACCCUCCCCUACGUGAAGACGGAUGUUCCCAUCGUCAUCGUCUUCCGAGCGCUCGGCGUUGUUUCUGACGAGGACAUUCUCAACCACAUCUGCUACGACCGAAACGAUACCCCCAUGCUCGAGAUGCUGAAACCCUGUAUUGAGGAGGGUUUCGUCAUCCAGGACCGUGAGGUGGCUUUGGACUUCAUCGCCAAGCGAGGAUCCUCUCAGUCCAGCAUGAACCACGACCGCCGUAUCCGGUAUGCGCGCGAGAUCAUGCAGAAGGAACUUCUCCCCCAUAUUUCUCAGAACGAAGGCAGUGAGACCCGCAAAGCGUUCUUCUUGGGUUAUAUGGUGCACCGAUUGCUGCAGUGUGCUCUGGGUCGCCGGGAUGUCGAUGAUCGUGAUCACUUCGGAAAGAAGCGUCUGGAUCUUGCCGGUCCCCUUCUGGCCAAUCUGUUCCGUGUGCUCUUUACGAGAGUGACGCGUGAUCUCCAGCGUUAUGUCCAACGAUGCGUGGAGACCAACCGGGAGAUUUAUCUGAACAUCGGUGUCAAGGCCAGCACCUUGACCGGUGGUCUGAAAUACGCCCUUGCCACCGGAAACUGGGGUGAGCAGAAGAAGGCGGCCAGUGCAAAGGCAGGUGUAUCUCAGGUGCUCAGUCGCUACACCUACGCCUCCACGCUUUCUCACCUUCGUCGAACCAACACCCCCAUCGGACGUGACGGAAAGAUCGCCAAACCUCGCCAGCUCCAUAACACCCACUGGGGUCUGGUCUGUCCCGCUGAAACUCCAGAAGGUCAGGCUUGUGGUCUGGUCAAGAACCUUGCCCUCAUGUGCUACAUCACGGUCGGUACGCCCAGCGAGCCGAUCAUCGACUUCAUGAUCCAGCGAAACAUGGAAGUCCUAGAAGAGUUCGAACCCCAGGUCACCCCCAAUGCGACCAAGGUCUUCGUCAACGGAGUCUGGGUCGGUAUUCACCGGGAUCCGGCGCACCUGGUCCACACGAUGCAGGGUUUGCGUCACAAAAACCUGAUCUCCCACGAAGUCAGUCUGAUUCGGGACAUCCGUGAGCGUGAGUUCAAGAUCUUCACCGAUGCCGGGCGUGUCUGUCGGCCGCUUUUCGUUGUCGACAACGACGCCAACAGCGAGAACGUCGGAUCGCUGGUGCUGAAUAAGGAACACAUCCGCCGACUGGAACAGGAUAAAGAACUGUCGCCGGACCUGGACCCCGAAGAGCGUCGUGAGCGCUACUACGGAUGGGAGGGCUUGGUGACCAGCGGUGUUGUCGAGUAUGUGGACGCGGAGGAGGAGGAGACGAUCAUGAUUGUCAUGACGCCAGAGGAUUUGGAGAUAUCCAAGCAGCUUCAGGCCGGUUACGCUCUACCCGAGGAGGAGAACGACCCCAAUAAGCGUGUGCGCUCCGUCCUGAGUCAGAAGGCGCACACGUGGACACACUGCGAGAUUCACCCCAGUAUGAUUCUGGGUGUCUGCGCCAGUAUCAUUCCUUUCCCCGAUCACAACCAGUCCCCUCGUAACACCUACCAGUCUGCAAUGGGUAAACAGGCCAUGGGUGUGUUCCUAACCAACUUCGACCAGCGCAUGGAGACGAUGGCGAAUAUUCUCUACUACCCCCAGAAGCCGUUGGCCACGACGCGGUCCAUGGAGUUCCUGCGGUUCCGUGAACUGCCAGCCGGUCAGAAUGCCAUCGUUGCGAUCUCUUGUUAUUCGGGUUACAACCAGGAAGAUUCCGUGAUCAUGAACCAGAGCAGUAUCGACCGCGGACUGUUCCGCAGUCUGUUCUAUCGUACUUACACGGAUACCGAGAAGAUGGUCGGCUUGACGGUGGUGGAGCGCUUCGAGAAGCCGAUGCGCGCCGACACCAUCGGCAUGCGCAAGGGUACCUACGACAAGAUCGACGACGACGGAAUCAUCGCGCCCGGUGUCCGUGUCUCUGGUGAGGAUAUCAUCAUUGGUAAGACGGCACCCCUAGCUCCCGACGCGGAGGAGCUCGGACAGCGAACCAAGGCCCACACCAAGCUGGACGUGUCGACAGCUCUUCGAAGCACGGAGAGCGGUAUCGUGGAUAAGGUGGUGGUUACGACCAGCAACGACGACUUGACGUUCGUCAAGGUGCGAAUGAGGACGACCAAGAUCCCCCAGAUCGGAGACAAAUUUGCCUCUCGUCACGGACAGAAGGGUACCAUCGGUAUCACCUACCGACAGGAAGACAUGCCGUUCACGCGGGAGGGUCUCAACCCCGACCUGAUCAUCAACCCUCACGCCAUUCCGUCACGUAUGACCAUUGCUCACUUGAUCGAGUGUCAGCUCAGUAAGGUGUCGUCGCUUCGUGGAUUCGAGGGUGACGCCACGCCCUUCACCGACGUGACGGUCGACUCGAUCUCCCGCCUGCUCCGCGAACACGGCUACCAGUCUCGCGGGUUCGAGGUCAUGUACAACGGCCACACGGGACGCAAGAUGGUGGCGCAAGUUUUCCUGGGACCGACCUACUACCAGCGUCUGCGCCACAUGGUCGACGACAAGAUCCACGCACGUGCGCGAGGACCGACCCAGAUCCUGACCCGACAGCCGGUGGAGGGUCGUGCUCGUGACGGUGGUCUGCGAUUCGGAGAGAUGGAGCGCGAUUGUAUGAUAGCGCACGGAGCCAGCUCCUUCCUGAAGGAGCGUCUGUUCGACGUGUCCGACCCGUUCCGCGUUCACAUCUGCGAUGAUUGCGGAUUGAUGACGCCGGUUGCAAAACUGAAGAAGGGCCUCUUCGAGUGCCGACUGUGCAACAACAAGCACCGCAUCUCGCAAGUGCAUAUCCCGUAUGCAGCCAAGCUUUUGUUCCAAGAGCUGGCCUCGAUGAACAUUGCCGCUCGCAUGUUUACCAACCGCUCCGGCGUGUCCGUGCGGACACCCUCUCGGAGGCCAUUGAACACCCGUGACUGGCUGCCGGGAGGUGCUCAUCACAGCGCCAAAUCAGAGGCGGUGGUAGACUGUCACCCGGCCAAUAAUCCUCAUGGGUUACCCGCCGUGACGGCCGGGAGGAGGGCCAGCUUUGACCCUGAUAGGCCCGAUGGGUCACCCGUGGGACCCACCGGAGAUGCAGCUCGGAAUAGCAACGGGCUCGAUUGGUCGACAGGCAUCCUCAGGCCUCACAUACUUCGCGCGGUGACAGCCUCAGGCGCUCUUUAA